AUGUUCGAGAAGACGCUUUCGGAUCUUGUGAAGGGUCUUAGAUCCAACAAGCGACGUGAAGCAGAGUAUGUAUCCAAAUGUAUUGCAGAGAUCAAGGAAGAGCUUCAAAGCAAAGACAAGAGUCAUACUGUCAAGGCCAACGCGGUGGUAAAGCUGGCUUAUUUGCAAAUGCUCGGAUAUGAUAUGCAAUGGGCUUCCUUUCACAUUGUCGAAGUGAUGUCAUCUCCUGGUUUUGCUCAAAAGCGUUUAGGAUAUCUUGGUGCUUCCGUAUCCUUUAAUGAUGAAACAGAAGUGGUGUUACUCUGCACAAACAUGUUCAAGAAGGACUUCCAAGAUGCUAGCCCAUUCGUAGUUGGCCUUGCCAUCAAUUGCUUGGCCAAUAUCUGCACCACAGAUCUUGCGCGAGACCUGGUUGCUGAUGUUGUGCAGCUCAUGAACAGCAACAGGGCUUAUGUUAGGAAGAAGGCAGUUCUGGUCAUGUACAAGAUUUUUCUAAAGUUCCCUGACGCUCUCCGACCUUCGUUCCCCAAACUCAAGGAGAAAUUGGAAGACAGGGAUACUUCGACGGUAUCAUGCGCUGUCAACGUGAUUUGCGAGUUGGCCAGGAAAAACCCUCAGAAUUAUCUUGCGCUAGCUCCCAUCUUCUUCAAACUACUCACGCACACAGCGAACAAUUGGAUGCUAAUCAAAAUCGUCAAACUUCUAGGAGCACUAUGUCCUCUGGAACCACGCUUAGGCAAGAAAUUGGUCGAACCUCUUACCAAUUUGAUUAAUACCACACCUGCAAAAUCGCUUCUUUAUGAGGCAAUCCAUACAGUGUCAGUUGGUAUGACCCCUCAUUUGGAAAUUGUUCAGCUUUCGAUGGAAAAGUUGAAGGAUUUUGUUGAGGAUGAAGAUCAAAAUCUGAAAUAUCUUGGCUUGUUGGCUAUGGGAAAUUUCAUGAAGGUCCAUCCAAGGAUUGUAGCUGAGCACAAAACAAUGAUUCUCAAAUGUUUGAAUGAUGAAGAUAUCACGAUUCGCCAUCGCGCCCUUGAUUUGGUUUCAGGGAUGGUUACCAAGAAGAAUCUACAAGAUAUUGUUCGUAUUCUUAUGGAGCACGUUGACAACUCUGAGGGAAGUUUUCGGCAUGAUCUCGUCGACAAGAUAAUCGAGGUGUCGUCAGCAAAUGGAUACGCUGCGGUUACCAACUUCGAAUGGUACAUCACGACUUUGUGCAAGCUCGCCAGAGUUCCGGGUGUUUGUAACGGUCUGAAUUUGAAGAACCAGCUGAUGGACGUCAUCAUUCGUGUCAGAGCUGUUCGUGAAUUUGGAGUUGCGGCUAUGGUUGACAUUCUCCGCGACAUUGACAUGUUGUCUCAGUGCAGCAGGGAUCCUACCUCAGCUGAGGUGAUGUAUGCUGCUGCCUGGUUGGUAGGAGAGUUCUCUGACCUGCUCGAGGACUCAAAGAGAGCUGGAGUUAUGGAUUCUCUUCUCUCCAAGAGGGUGAUGUGUCUCCCAGAACAUGUACAAAGUGUGUACCUGCACAGUGCUUUGAAGAUUUACGUCAGCUCUGAUCUUCCUCCGAUGCAACAAGCACCUCAAGUCGCUGAAGCUGCCGCAGUCCCUUCAGGUGCCGUACAAGCGAGGCCAGCGAAUGUCCCCUCUGCUCAGCUAUACAACAUCUUGGACGAACGGCUUCCGGCUUUUGAGAAGAGCACGCUGCUGGAGGUGCAAGAGCGAGCCUGUAUCUGUCAUCACCUUUUGGAACUUGUAAAGGAAGCAGAAUCUCUUGGAUCCGAGACCAUUCUUCAAAGCCAGUUCGAGUCGAUGUUUCUGGACGAGCUGAAGCCCGUGGCACCCAAAGCUCAGUCAAAAGUGCCAGUUCCUGAAGGCCUUGACCUUGAUGCAAGAAUCCAUGACGUUGAACUAGAGGAUGAGCCAACAGAAGAUGAAAGUGAGCACUCAGCAAAUGAGCAAGAUGAGGACAGCGAUGGCGAGAAGAAGAAGAAGAAGAAGAAGGAAAAAAGUUCAGGAUGGACUGAGAAGGAACGCAAGAAGAGAAUCACGGAUCCGUUCUAUCUUGGUGCCAAGACCGCAUCAGAGGAGCAAGCUGUCUUGCUUGAUGCUCAGGAAGUGGAGGCUAUUCCGAUCUUCCAUCUCAGUGAUGAUGAAGAGGGGGGCAAGAAGAAGAAGCGAAAAAGCAAGAAGAAGAAGAAUGACAGUGACGAGGAUGACGGGCAGGACGAGCCGUCAACUCCGAACUCUUCGAAUGCUCCUCUUGUACACAUGGGAUACGAAAUGCCUGACGCGGAUGGCGAUGACGAGGAUGCCAACGAAGACGCAGGAGCAUCGCGAGAUGAACUUGCUGCCAAGCUUAAUGUGGACUUGUCGAAGCCCCUGAAGGCAUCUGAGAAGAGCAAGGAUCACAGCUCCAAACGUAAGGAUGAGACUGAGAGCGAAGAGGAGAGCGAAGAGGAGGACAAGAAGUCCAAGAAAGACAAGAAGAAAGACAGCGGGAAGAAGGACAAGAAGAAGAAGGACAAGAAAGAGAAAUCAGACAAGAAGAGUUCCAAGAAGGAUCGGGAGAGUCCGCGGGAGGAUCAGUGUCCCCGUCUCAUCCCUCGCUCGCUUGGGAGCGACAAGAUGAUCAAGGCCACUUACGAGGCCAAGGCUGCUCUCGACUCCAACGCCAAGGUGCCGCCGGUGAUAGUGACGGUCACUUUGACCAACACGGGAGACUUCACCUUGCAACCGGUCUCCAUCAACGUGACUACAAGCAUGAAUGUACGGCUCUCCACUCCUCCCAACGAGCUGCAGCUCCUGGGCCCUGGCAGCUCAGCUGAGAUCAGGAUGGAGCUGGUGGUCGCCAGCGUUGGCAAGCCGCACAAGGUCAAGUGCUCGAUCAAGUACGAGGCGACGGGCGAGGGUGCCCCGGCAGCUCCGAUCACAGUUCCCUGUGAGAUGCUCCUCCCUUGCUCCUCCUUCCUCGUGGCACGGGCGAUGACCCACGACGAGUUCAACUCUCUCAUCGGCUCCAACUCAACGCCGCACAAGUCAAGUGCUGUGAUCGAAGCCGGAGGGAGACCAUUCAAGCACUCCCUCCACCUCCUCGCCUCUCUCCUCAACCUGCGGGUCGUUCACUCUAUGGAUGGAGCCGCCUGCCUGUACGCCAUGUCGGUACUUGGCCACCAUGUCGCAGUGCUGGCGAAAGCGAAGGGAGGAAGCAUGGUUAGCGUUGACAUGCGAUGCAGCGAUGAGGCGCUGUGCCAGCAGCUUUGCAACGAAGUC
Guillardia theta CCMP2712 is the source of this 3267-nucleotide messenger RNA. RefSeq names its product Adaptor protein complex 3 subunit delta (gene AP3D). The transcript is spliced from 4 exons. The annotation marks the transcript as partial. Gene Ontology annotation, biological process: protein targeting to vacuole; Golgi to vacuole transport. The record is from RefSeq and is a predicted model, not a curated record. Lineage: Eukaryota; Cryptophyceae; Pyrenomonadales; Geminigeraceae. Gene Ontology annotation, cellular component: endosome membrane; membrane coat; AP-3 adaptor complex.